Molecule: messenger RNA, 6514 nt
Organism: Xiphias gladius (swordfish)
Lineage: Eukaryota; Metazoa; Chordata; Actinopteri; Istiophoriformes; Xiphiidae
Gene: stat6
Product: signal transducer and activator of transcription 6, interleukin-4 induced
Exons: 20
Coding region: 644-2926 (760 amino acids)
Biological process (GO): defense response; regulation of transcription by RNA polymerase II; cytokine-mediated signaling pathway
Molecular function (GO): RNA polymerase II cis-regulatory region sequence-specific DNA binding; DNA-binding transcription factor activity, RNA polymerase II-specific
Source: RefSeq, a predicted model, not a curated record
AAUGCAGUAGAUGAAUGCAUGAAGUAUUUGUGCGCGCUCUAUUUCACGCCAUCGUUUCGACCUCGAGACAUUGAGGGCUGACGAAUGUGUGCCUUUAGCGUGGCGUGAUCUGUAAAAUGUAACCCAACCAGAGAAGUGAGCUCACGAAACCAGACUAGCUGCCAGUUUGGACCAAAAGACAAACUGUGCCUUGCUGUACCUUUCGGGGAGACUCCCACAUGCACAGUCUCCAAACGUGAUCACAUUGCCAAGCGGCAGCCCUGGUCGUAGUCCGGACUACGCGCAGUAUCUCGGUCAUUUGUGAACCCAAACGUAAGGGCAGGAAAUAAAGGGCGCUCCUCCGUUUAGCGGCACAUCGUGCGUAAGAGGGAAGUGAACCUCACCUACUUUCUGCGUUGUCAAAAGUUGUCUCUGUGUGGGCUUGUCUCGGGGCUCAAACCUAAUCUCUCUCCCGUUAAAACGAAAGCAAUUGUUCAACUUUUAUGGGACGACGUCGUCGUUAAAGUGAGUGAUGGAGGAAGUGUUCAGUAGGAUAUUCGGACUGGUGGAGUACUUAUGAGACAGAAGAGGAGGAAGAGGCGACGGACCAUACAGCACUUUUCAAUGUUUUGAAAUCUCUAUUUAACUGAAGCCCUGCUUGAUCAUGGCCCAGUGGUUACACAUGUCCCAGCUGAUCCAGUGCCUGUCAGAUGAACAGGUCAACAACCUCUAUCCCCCGUCCGCCUUCCCCAUUGAAGUCAGACAUUUUUUAGCUGAAUGGAUUGAAACCCAAAGAUGGGACGACUUUGUGCCGGAAAAGGUGGAGCAGGAGAGCCAGGCUCGAGCUCUGUUGGACCAGAUCAUCAGCAUGCUGCAGUCGAUUGCUCAGCAGAAUGCCAACGUGGUGGACAGGAUGAAGCUGAUGCAGAUCAGCAGGAACAUGACUAUGUUUCAACAGCAGCCUCUACAGUUUGGAGUGAUGGUCAGAGAUAUCCUCAGGAAGGAGAGGGUUCUGCUCAGCACGCCCACACAGAUCCCCAACCCUCCACAGUACCAACAGUAUCCGAGUAGAGAGCCCUCGUUCCCCAACAUGCAGGAUGUAGAUCACCUGGUUUUGAAGGUGCUGGAGGUCCAGGACAUCCGACAAAAGAUGCACCAGCUGCAAGAAGAGCUCAACUGGGAGAGACAGAAUUAUGAGGGUUUACAAGGCCCAAUCCAACAGAACGGACUGGAUCCCACAAAAUCAGAAAUCCAGAAACUCCAGAACCACAUCCAGCAGCUGGAGUACAAUGUGAAAGCAAUGGCCACGAAGCGUUUCCAGCUGCUGCAGGAGUGUGUGGACUGUCUGGACCAGUGUCAGACCCGACUGCUCAGCCGGCUGAAGGCGUGGAGGUGGGAACAGCACAAGGCUGCCAUCGGACACCCCUUUGACGAAAACCUCAACCCCCUGCAGACCUGGUGUGAGCAGCUGCUUGGGGUGAACGGUAAGCUGAGACAGGAAUUGAUGCUGAUAGUGGAACCGAUCCCAGAGCUCCAGGAAAGGCUGGGGCAACUUCUGCAGGUUCUGAUUCAAAGCUCUCUUGUAGUGGACAAGCAGCCCCCUCAGGUCAUUAAGACUCAGUCAAAGUUCUCCACCACUGUGCGAUAUCUGCUGGGGGAGAAAGUAGCACCCGGGAAACCUGUGGUACUGAAGGCGCAAAUUAUUAAUGAACUGCAGGCCAGGAACCUGGGCAGUGUACCUGGUGAUAAUGUUGGGGAACUGAUCAACAACACAGCCAUCCUAGAACACAACACAGCCAGCAAGAGCACAUGUGCCACCUUCAGGAAUAUGUCCAUCAAGAAGAUCAAAAGAGCUGACAGAAAGGGAUCAGAGUCUGUGACGGAGGAGAAAUUUGCUCUACUGUUCUCCACAGAGAUCACCAUCACAGGCUGUGACACUCCCUACAGGAUACAGAUGAUCUCACUGCCGGUGGUUGUCAUUGUCCACGGAAGUCAAGACAACAACGCUCUGGCCACCAUCAUAUGGGACUGUGCUUUUUCUGAACCAGACAGAGUGCCGUUCGUGGUGCCGGAUCGCGUGCCCUGGAGGAUGAUGUACAGCACUCUCAACAGUAAAUUCACUGCUGAGGUCCAGACACAGCACAAUCUAGACCACUACAACCAGCACUUCUUGGCCCAGAAGAUAUUUGACAAGCCUGAUUUUGCCGACGACUUCAGCAGCAUGAUGGUUUCCUGGGCCCAGUUUAAUAAGGAGGUUCUCCCAGGUCGACCGUUCACUUUCUGGCAGUGGUUUGAGGGAGUAAUGGAUCUGACCAAAAAGCACCUGAAAACCUAUUGGAGUGAGGGGCUGAUAUUUGGAUUCAUUGGCAAGCAGCAUCUACACCUGAUUCUCAAAGACAGGCCUAACGGGACAUUCUUGCUUCGCUUUAGUGACUCUGAGAUUGGCGGCAUCACCAUUGCUUAUGUGUCUGCUACUGAGAAUGGGGGCCAAAAAAUCCAGAACAUCCAGCCCUUCACCAAGAGAGAUCUUGAGAUCCGUAGCCUUGGUGACCGCAUACGUGACAUCAAUCACAUAACACACCUUUAUCCUGAAUUUCCUAAACAUGAAGUUUUCAAAAAAUUCUACUCAGAGCCUCAAGCAUCACCCAUCGGGGGUUACAUCCCUGUGUCACUGCAUACUAAAGUCGGCAUGGAAGCUGGCUCAGCCACACCCCCACCUCCCAUUAUGGCACCUAUGGCUGAUAACUGUUCUGUUACCUUCCCUGUGCAUCAGUUCCAGCAACCGUUCAGCCCCCAAGAAUCCAUCUCUCAAGACAUAAUGGAACCUGCAACUAAUCCUGAUGUGGAGUUCAGCUCAAACCCUCCCGUUGUCUUCCCCGAACACAUUCCCGCAGGUAACAAUAUGGACCUAGAUUUGGACAGUAUUCUUCAGACUCUGAAUAAUUAGGAAGAUUUCCCAUCAAAGCUGUUUUUGGAGUGGAAAGCAGACAUUGAAUAGCAGCCAGAGUCAAAUUCAUCUGUCUUACCGUGAUAUGAGAAAAAGCGGCAUUGUUUGUGCAGAGACAUUCUUCCUUCACUUUCAUCAACAAUCUACAGCUUCAUCUGCUUUUGAGGAAAAACUUUUUGGAGACAAAUUUGAUUUCUCUGGGACUCAAUGUGUUGAGCUGGUGAAAGCAGGAAGGCCUUUUAAGCGCAAAGUUAAACUGAUAACCAACAGAGCAAAAAGUGCCGUCAUCGCUGACUGUCAGCCAUCUGUUUUUUGUUUUGCACCUUGUUUUUUAACCCCCCCGGUGGUAGGGCUGCUGAUGUUGGUGUCUUCAUUUGGUUUGCUUACAUUUAGGAAAAUAAGUGGAUUACUGUAUAGAUUACAGUGCUUUUCCAACAAUGACCAAACAUUUGGUAGCAGACAGUGUGACGCUCAUGUAUAGGUAUAGGUAACAGGACGUGGUCACUCAGUGGAAAGUGAGCUAGAGAUUAUUUUUUAAGGCUAUGGAAAAUGUGGCAUGUUGCCCUUCGUGCUUGCUGCAUAUAUUUUUAGUUAUGAUGAGGCAAGCAUAUUUGAAUGGCAGUUGUCUAUUGUAUGUAACUCUUCCUUGUCACUGAAAAGCCUUGCUAAGCCUCAGCUAUAGUAUGUAAUACACUCAGUCUCACAGUAAUGAACAGCAUGCAUGGUUACUACUUCAUAACUCAGCCAUGGAUCAAUCAGUCUUUCUGGCCCUAACCUGAAAGGAACAAUAAGCUUUUCUAUCACUGUAGAGUGUGAAACUAUACCACUCUGAGGGACAUUUACAAUGGAAGUGGUAAUGAUAAUGGUGGUGGGCAAUGCUUAUAUUAUAUAUUAUAUUACAUAUAAGUAUGUAUCAGUUCCCAGUAAUUGAGCAUAAAUGUUAUAUUUAACAUGCUUUAGAUUUUUUAUUUCUCCUUUUACAUACCCUGAUGCACAAAAUAUGCUGUCUAUGAUGUGAUCUAGAUCUGUCUUCAGACUUUGGAGUGAUAAAAUGGAUAAAAAAUAGUGAAAGUAAAUGAUCAAAACAAUAUUUCCAAACCAUCCUUCCUUUAUUUUUAGGUGUAACUUCUCAAAUUAUAUUUUAUUUUAUGUAAGGUAAUGUUGUUUGGAGUCUCACAUAACAUGUCAAUGUGCCAUUCUUUUGUUUUGUGUUGUAGUUUUAAAUAUUAAGAUAGCUGUUACGAAUUUAAUACAAAAUGAAAAGUAAACAUGUAAUUAGUGCUGCAGUCAAAAGGAAACCUUACAGGGUAAAGAACAAUAUUAUUCUGACAGGGGAUGCAUUACCUGUACUUUGUGGAAGCUCUCAGUUUAAUUUUAUUCUGAUUUCAGAAGCUUUUAUUUGCAUCUGAAUGUAUAUCAAAACCAGUCUUCCCCAGAAACUUAAGUAUUGGUUUUAUAAGAGGCUUUGCACUACCUACCAUUACUGUCAAUGUUGUGCGUGUAAUAAUAUAUUAGUGUGUUGGAAGUAACAUAUAGCAUGUAUGUUUGCUAGAUUAUAACCUUUCAUAUGUGGAUUUACUUUAGGGUAAAUCAAUCCUCGGCUACUACUACAACCCAUAAAAUAGUACAACUAUGGUGACAAGUAAAAUCUAAUUUUUUCUAAAAAAUAUCAAAAAUAUUUUUGUGAAUUUAUUUACAAGAAAUUAGUUAUCUCCCUUAAAGUAAACCUAAAUGUCACAGCUGUUUGUGGCAAAUUUUGAAACACUGUACAUGGAAGAAUAUGUGCUGUACAAGCAGGUGCAGACAGAUGAGUUGCAACUUUCACUGCCCCUUUAGUAUCACAGAGGUAACCUCGCCUGAUUGGCAAAUGUUUAUGUAAAAGGUUACCGGGUUUAGUUGUCAGAAAAUGAACAUGUCAUAUAUGAUAUUUGUUGCAUAUAUCUAAGGGUAGCUUCUUUGGUCUAUGCAAGUGCAGGUCUCUCCUGUAUAGAACAAUCAAUUAAAAUCCCAUAUUAUACUACAGUGAGUUUAAAAGAAAAACAGACAAAAAAGGAUUGAAAACAUAAGAAUUUUUGGAUUUUUUUGACAUAUAAAAAUAAUAAAUCAAUGGCAUCAAGAUUGGGAAGGUAUGCCUGAUACUAUUAAGGCUGUCCAUUGAAUGAAAGCGUAUUGGUGUAUAACAUAAUUGGCAUCACUUCCAUAAUCCAGCAGCCAAAGAGGAGACAUUGCAUAACUAUGAUAUUAUAUUUCCUAUCCAUCCAGUUUCAACAAUCAUGAAAUGUUUUUUUUUUUUAAAAAAGAAAACUUUACACUGUACAUCACAAAGCUUUUCCAUUAGAAAACAAAUUCUAAUUUCAACAUGCCACUAAAAUGUAAAUUCUACUCAAUCACUGCCAGGGAAAUCACACUGAAAAAAAAAAGGUUAUGUAGAGAAAGCAGAAAGAGAAUCAGCUUACAUAUCUGGUUCAAUAACUGCUCUGGUGAAAUUUGUCAAAAUGCUAACUUAUCUCAGUACCCUGUCCCCUUCCCUCCACCCCAGCAGCUUUAGAUGUCCCCUCAUUAGAGCAGAACAAGAUGGCUGCCUCGUAAACAAAGGGAGGAGGUAGGGUGAAUGAAGUAGGGAUGGAAGAGAGAGGGGACACCGGGCCAAUGCAGAGCUUCAACUUCAAAGUUCAUUUGCUCUCGUAGACUGUAUGAAAAUAAAGGUGUACAUUUAUCACCCUGUACAAACACACUAAAGAUUUCAGUCGCCUCACGGUGACCUUCUCUCUUCUCCCAAAUAUCAGAGAGGGGCUUGACCAAUGAAACUAUUUCACUCCUAAAGAGCCACCCAGCUCAGCGUAGAAAAGAGAAGGCACCAGGUGUUUGCCAACACCAGCAAGAAGCCACCACACCUCAUGCACUCUUUCAUUUCUAACCUCGAGUUGAUGUAACAAAGACCCUUCAGUUGUGUCAAACAACACAAUUCAACUAGAAAACACUUGUUCCUCAUGACAGCUUGUCAGGUUUGCUCUCUUUGUUUUUCCAUGGCAGACACGCAAAAGUAAAAGCAAACCAACUAUCACACACCUGUACAUGAAUCAGUGAAAAGCGCUGCUCUAAAGCUUCAAGGACAAAAUCAUGUCAGAAAGUCAUUUAAAAUGUAACCCACCACAAAUACUGUAUAAGUUAUCUGAAUGUGGUAGAAACCUGUAGAUGUCCCGCUUAUAAAGCAAUGGGUAACAGAUUUGGUGGUGGCAGUUAUUCCAUUUCAAGUGUUUGUAAUUGGAACUUCAUUGAAGACUGAGCUCAGAAAAGACCAGAUGGUUUAGUGUUUUGUGUUUAUUUAAUAUAAAUAUGAAUGUGUGUGUGCUUCACUAGAUGAGACACAAACUCUAAACUGAAUGAAUUUGGCUUUAAGAUGUGACUCAAAAGCAUGAAUUAUUUUCAUCUGAUAUAAAAAGGGGAUCACGCUAAACAUUGAGUCUGUGGAACUUGUGAAUGAAACUUUUGCAGUAUCGGUGAGGGUGUGGAAAAGGCAGCAUCUUUCCCUAAAAUAAGUUUGCAUGAUAAGUCAAAAAUAAUAAUAAUGGUGAUAUUCUUGAUACA